CGACUGCAGCAUAUCAAGAACUUGUGACUAUUAUUUCAAAUAACCAAUUUAACCGUCUUGAUAUGCCACAAAAUAUACAUACGCUAAGACAAUAUCGGCUAAGACUACCUAGUCUUCCAAUCCGUCAGCAUGAAGUUCUAAAAAAUCCUGCACUGUUUUCAAAAAUGUAUUUUGGUCCUAGAGUUGAGAGUAAGAAUAGAACUGAAUUUUGGCAUGGGACAAUUUGGUCAGAAUCACCCUUAUUUAGUGAUGAUACCCUAAAUAUUACAACUCCAG
Racocetra persica is the source of this 276-nucleotide messenger RNA. The record is from the annotation of a GenBank genome assembly. NCBI's taxonomy places the organism in Eukaryota, Fungi, Glomeromycota, Glomeromycetes, Diversisporales, Gigasporaceae.